Megalopta genalis is the source of this 9522-nucleotide messenger RNA. NCBI's taxonomy places the organism in Eukaryota, Metazoa, Arthropoda, Insecta, Hymenoptera, Halictidae. The record is from RefSeq and is a predicted model, not a curated record.
CAAACUCGGCGACUCUGCGAACUAUAUAGGCUGUAUGAAAAAAUCGUUUUUAUCGCGUUGACCGCGAUGUUACUCAGAAUUUGGCAACGGAAUUAUUUGUGUCCAAAGUUGAAAAUUAAUUUUCACACUAAUCGAUCGAGUACACCUUCCGCGAAAUGCGAGAGAGCGAUCGAUAUCGUAAAUCUUUGUUUCAUUAAGUGAACGGCCCUGUUCUCGUCGAGUUUUCCCGGCCGCUGAAUGGGCAAUCGGCACGUUAAAAAACAAUUCAGCAUUCUAAUGGAAAAACGCUGACCUUUCGAAGGCGAAAGAGUAUAGUAUCCCUGCCGCGGAUAAAAAUCCGUGACAUUUUUAAAAAGUUAUUCGGACCGAGCUUGAAAUAUUGACUGCCGUGCGUGUCCGUCGUGUGCCUUUAUGAAUAUUAAUGUCGAAUGAAAAUCGCGAGGAUGAUUAGCCGAUUGCGAAUUUGAUGCAUCUAUAACAAAAACGAAUCGCGUUUGUUCCCGGGGAAAAAGAUCAAACAGCGUUGCGUACGCGUUGGAAAUUUUCAGCGAGCCGAUCUUUUUCCGGUGCUCGAAUCGAGCACUUUUUAAGAAAAUCCAACUGGAAGAUCGAACGAUUGGAAUCGGGGAACGGUGAACGGAAACGUAAAACAGCUUAAUGAGCAUCGCUGCGAUAGAAAAAAAGAUAAACCCUGCGAACAGGUAUCGUAAAACGCGAAGCACGAGCAAACAAUCCGUCGAUCCGUGCUCGAAUGAAUUCUUACGCGCCGAAGUUGUUAGCGAUCGCUGAAAUUCUUACGGACCGCGAAACCGCUAACGAAGCGACGUAGUUAACAACGGUGGACAAAAAGUUUGAGUGCCGAAGCCACUCGCGGAGUGCUCUGGCGGACAUUCGGAACCGCCGUCGGAAAAAUGAGAAGCUGAAUCCAUUAUCAAAAGGUCGGCGAGUUUUUAUCAGUUCAGUGAACUCGCUCGGCCGAGUGACGGAUUCUAUCGGGUCUCGUUCGUAAUUUCAGCAGCCGAAGAAUUUAUAAUUAACGCGGGCCCCGCAGCUGUAAUUUCGAAAUUGUAACUUUCGGACAGUUUCUGGAAUUAAACGUGUCGCAUAUUUUCGGGCGCAUAGUUCCUUUGCCGCGCGGACGUCGAGCAAUUUAUUAACAGCGCCGCGUCUGAACAACAACGCGAAGGGUUGCUUUUGAACUUUAUGCUGUGCCAUAGAGCACCCCGGCGUGUCGCCUGUGGCUCUAAUUUGGGUUUUACAGUGAGAAUGACUAUCAUAGACCGAUGCGAAAUGACGCGAAUGCUGCAUCGUUCAAAUUUAUGAGUCGCAUCGUCGCGCAUUCAAUUCCAUGCAGCGUUUAUUUCUCGAAUUUACUUACAUUCAAAUUUUUACCGUCCGCGAACGUGUCGAAGAACUUCGUUACGGUUUAAACGCAACACUUUUACACUUUAUAUUUGCUCUGCGAGCGAUUACAUGAUUCGAUUCAUGCAUUAACAGCGAGGUUUCGCGACGCGGUUUAGUUUUUGCUGGAAGAUCGCUUAGGAGAUCGAUCGUUGGAUAGUGCUCGGUGGUUCCAGCGUUCGGAUCGGUGUUCGAGCAUCGAGAGCGCGAAGUUUCUUGCCGACGAGGUCCCCUAUCCGUGUCCUCCGUAGGCAUUAAAAUUCAGUCGGGGUGUCGGGGCAGCGUAUUCAUGGAGUAAAAAGCGCGCGUGUCUGCGCGUAUCGACUUGGAGCGGGUCCGUUGUCGCGCGGCGGGUCGUUUUUACAGGCUCGCGACGCGUCGCGCAUUACCCGCGUGGAAUUUCGUUCGCAGAAAGAAGACGGAUCGAAGAUCAACAGGAUCGUCGUUGGAUCGCCGUUGGAUCGUCGGUAGGACGGAGAAGAGGAGAAUGAAGUGAACGUAAUCGAACGAGGAAAAUCGAACGUCAGGGAACAGACAGACAUAUCGGCCGCGGAAGAGGGCGCGAGAUGCGAGAGGAUCAUAGAUGAUAACGAGAUCUCUAUUAAACGAUAUACAUAUAUACAUAAAUAUAUAUAUAUAUAUAUACAUAUAAUAUAACAUAAAUGUACAUAAAAGUAAUAAUAUCUGCGAGGCAACCGUGGAGCACACAGAAGCAUAUAUAAGAAGAGUAUUUAACGUCGCUGUUACGCGAUCCUAUUGUUUUCUCUACUCCGAUGUUCGAAGUUUAAGCAGAAGAAAAUCUAAUCUAUUUAAAAACAAAAAAAAAGAAGAUUUAUCAAAUAGUUGAAUUAAGAGUAAGCGCACACGCGCCCGUUUAUCGUCGUUGAUCAAGAACGAGCUAAAAAAUAAAAGAAACGACCAAAAGUAACAAAACCACGAGGAAACGAAUUGCUGUCAAUUACUAAUCGAGUCGUUGGAUUAACAAAUUUAUCGCCUAGUUCAAUUAACUACUGCUACUGUCGCUGUUCUAACGAGUUUCUUCUGUAGCGGUUUCUCCGAACCUACCUCCUAAGAAGAAAAGGGCGCGGUGACAAAGGGCCGGACGAAGAGGAGCGCGUUUAGGUGACAACGAAGACGAGUGAAGUGGGGGGAGAGGGGGCUACCGGUAAACGGCCUACAAACGUGUGUCUCUAGAUAUAGAGCACGCCGGCUCCUCGAGCCGACUCUUCGCAAUGGUUGUACCUGGUUUAAUCUGCAGUUAAGACUUCGACCGUUCUGAACGGAAGCCGCGAUCGCUUCCGCGCCGUUCCGAAGAUAGCAGCGGCGGCAUGAACAGACGAGACCGGUUACGAAGUGCCAUUCGCCAAGUGUCGCGCGAUCACGAGCGGUUCGUCAAGAUCGCGGCCGGCAACUGUCAAACUUUGUGUACGCAGCCGUAGUGUGUAGAGAGACGGGAACGUAGAUCAACGAUCAGGGAAGUACAGAGACACGGUGACUGACAAUAUACGUAAUAUAUCGCGGCCGACGCAACAAAUAGAAGUGAACGAUAACGAAACAGGGAGAGCGAGAGAGAGAGAGAGGGAGAGAGAGAGAGAGAGAGAGAUUCCGACAGUCGAGUAGCCAGAAAAAUCGGGUGGGAAGAAAGGUUACGAGAGUGUGCACAGUUCGGUUAGACGUGUGAGAAGUUCGGGUUCGCGUCAACGGAAUAGUCGACAUGGAGAUCCAUACCGGUCCCAGUGUAUUCGAGUGUCGUUCGAUCUUUCGAGCAUCAAACGCAUCCGCGCGUUACAUUCAAGCGUCGUUCAUGUUCCUCCUUGGGCCGCAGGGAAGGCUGUAACUUCGCCCAACAGCCUGAUCGCGCGGUGCACGCGAUGAAUCGCCCCGGGGACCAUCGAGAGCCUGAAUCAGGUCGGAUCGUAGAAGCUUAGUUGACUCUGGUGACCGAGUGGCCGCGUUAUCCGAACGCGAACUUGAUGAAAAUGGACACGACCAAGCUGGGUGGGCCAGCGCCCACCAGCCCAAGGGCUCACUCGCCGGUGAUGGCGAGCUACAGCAGCGCCAACACCACCACCACCGACGCAAACAUCGACUACGUGAUCAGCGACUACAUGGAGAGACUCGGCACAAGGCUGAACAUCCUCGAGACCGAGCUGAAAUACGCUUGGCGAGCGUUGGACCUCCUCAGCCAGGAGUACAUUAAGAUGUGGGAGAGACUGGAGAAGCUGGAGGGCCUCCUGUACGAGCAGCAGACGGUGAUCAGCCAGCUGCUCGAAUUCUACACCAGCGACGGGCCGCAUCAGACCGUGAACGUGGUCGAGCAGUCGUUGGCCAGCCAGCAGGCCACGGUCGGAGAGUUGGACGCCAUCGCGAAGAGCAUAGGCGCGAGCAUGGCCAUCGAGGAGACGAUGAGGGAGAAGCUGACGCAACAAGAGCUGGCCAUGAUGCACGGGCUCACGCAGGACAGCUCGACGGCUGCCGCGGUGGUCGCCGACAUCCACCGGAACGUCAGGAACCUGGACGCUCUGGAGACUCUCGCGGAAGAGAGUAAUAUUCCGGACGAGGCGUUCUACAGGAGCCUGAACAACGCUUACAGGGAGGACUUGAUCUGCGGCGACACGUCCAGGCCGACGUCGCAGUUGGGGAUGAUCUGGGAGGAGGCCGAGGACGAGGACGUGAAUGGAAAGAAAGAGGUGGAAGGGAGCCUGUUCGAGAAAACCGUGGCGAAGGAGAAGGAGCUCAAGGAGCUCAAGGAGCUCGAGGAGCUGACCGGCAAGCCGACCAAGGAAGAGACGAAGGAGACGGCGACGGACAAGAAGGACGAGACGGACGAGGACGAGGGCGAGGUGUUCAGCGCGGCCGACUACAAAAGCUACCGAGGUAACACACCCUGCGUCAGCGAGCAAGACUUGGCGCAGCUGUCCAGGCUCAGCUCGAUCGAUCAAGUGGCUCUGGAGAAGUUACACGAACUGGAGAGCACCGAAGCCGAGGCGAGGAAACUGGUCGAGGAAGCGGCUAGCAUAGACGAGCAGUUUCGAAAAAUCUACGCGGAGACCGACGUCGACAGUUGGACAUUCUCGAAGAGCCCUGGAUCGACCGGUAGAUCGAUCUCCAGAGUCAGCACCGACAGCGGUCUCGCCACCGACGGCGAUUUCACGACUAGAUCGAUAUCGCCUAGACUGACGUCCACAUCCAGGACGAACUUGGACUCGAUCUCGAGUACUUACACGCCUCCUAGGCUCAGCUACACCGCCACCAUGCGGGAGAAGAGUCCGGAACCGGUGAUCCAAUUGCCGAUAGACGUCGGCAGCUUCGCGAAGGGCUACGCGGAGAACAAGGAGCUGACCGAUCUGAUGGUAGAGAGUUUCGUGGCCGUAACUUGCGCCUCGCCCACUAUAUACAGCACCACCGCGGACAAGGUUCCAUCGCCGACCUUGUCGGCAGGCAGCGUCCACAGCGUGCACAGCGUCCAUAGCGUACAAAGUCUUCGGACCAGGCAGGACAGCUUCUUCGGCAGCGCGGCGCGACUGAACUUGGAGUUCCAAGAGAGUAGAACGCCGCCGAGCCCGUCGCCGAGUUCGCCGCCUCCGCCGGCACCCAGAGACACCGCGGACUCGUUCCUGAUGCCGGGAGCGGACCAAAGGGAGCCCGAAGCGAAAACUUCGCAGAGCCCCACGUUCCUGAGGAACGCCGAGAAACUGGUGUCGUUGGAGCAGGGACGACUGAGCCCGCGUGCACCGCACUCGCCGAAGUCGCCGCGAGUGUCGCCCAAGCACGCCAUCAAGCCUAGCAGCGCGGCGAACAUCGUCGCGGCAAAGUCCGAUUCCGGCCUAUCAUCGAUGAGCGGGUGGAGCAGUUUGGACAAGUCGCCCAGCUCCCCGAAGAGUUCGAUCGCCAAGAUGCUGACCUCUUACUCCAUGGAUCACGCGAGGACACUGAUCCCGAGCACCGCGACGGUGAGGUCCAGCAGUCCCAUACCGCCUCUACCGGAGACCACGUCCUCCGUGAUCACGCAGGAGCCGUUGUACGACACGCCGGAGGGCAGGGACGCUUUCGCGAACGCCACGGCCACGGUCACCAGUCAUUCCUACGCGCUCGCUAUGAAUCACCUGUCGAAUUACGCCGCGAUAAAGACGCCGACCACCAAAGAAGAGUACAACUUCGUGCCACCGCCGGCACCCAUCGCGACCACUUGCCAAAGCCCGAAGAGGCGGACCCGCCAGCAGGCCUUGCAGCACACCUACGACACUGUUCCGGCUGGAACCACGCUGGACUAUGUGUUUAGAUCGGACCAGCCGGCCAUUUACUCCGUGGCCGGCAGCAAUCGACAACAAGCCAUUACCAGCGUGUACACCAGCGGUUCCGCCAAUUACGGGCCGAAGACCACGAUCACCGCGUAUUAUCCGGAUCCGAUGGACCAGUACAACAGCUACCAAGAGAACUUCGGCUCCGUGACGUACACGGAGUCGAGCUCGGUCGGUCACAUGAGGAAACCUUGGAGAAGCACCGCGUACUCGGACGGACUGACGAACCACGAAAGCUACAAAGCCGCGAUGUACCGCACAAUGUUCCCCACAGGCAAUAUCACCGACGCUUUGUCCUAUUACCCGACCAGCGCCAAUCUGCCCCGGACAGAAACGAACGAGAGCUCCUGGCUAAACUCGAUGGAGGAGCAGAUACCGCACGACUCCACGUCGUCGAGUAUCAGAUCGUUGACGUCGGACGGCAGCCACGCGCAGAGUCCGUACACCGACCGAAGGUAUCCACAACCGCCGGCCUAUCAUCACACCUACGUGAACCAGAACUACCCGCAGGCCUACCAGCAACAGUACCAGCCGUACAGUCAAAGACUGAGCAGCUCGGAGAGCGCGCAACUCGCCGAUGGCUACCAGAGGCAGUGGCAACGGGAGCACCAAUACAUCCAAGACCACGACACCGGCAGACCGUCCAUGGAUCAGCCCCAGCACCAGCCGAGCGAGUACUACGACGCGUCCAGCGUUAUAGUGUCCCAAUCUGGGUACAUCAGCAUCGCGUGCUACAUGAAGGACCCCGAACCGGAGAACGCCAAGGCGACGAAGAAGAUCAGAAGGGGAUCUUCCCUGAAGAACGCGAUGAGCUCGAUGAGCAACUGGCUGCCGGACCUACACCUCAGCAAGAGACACAGAAGCCAUUCUCUGCCUGGCGGAGUGAGGAGAGAAGACCUGGACGGACCUCCGGAACAACAGCAAAGACCUCCGGCCGACACGGCCACGGCCAGAGGCCGCGGCAGAGGUCAGGCUGCGAGGAAGAAGAAGAAGCACACGCUGGUCUCCACGGUCUCGGGUAUCCUGCAGAAAGCGAAAAGACGAAGUCAUCAGACGCAGUCGCUGUCCGAUCCCGAACAAUCGGAGACCGAGUGGAGCAGCGGUAGACAGAGCGGCCUCUCGGAGGACGAGGACAGCGUGAUGUCCGACGUGAACCAGGAGCAGCCGUUCUUCGCGAAAGUGAAGACGGCGAGCACGAAGCGGAAACCGGUGUCGCAACCGUUGCCCCAACAAGUGCAGCAACAGCAGCAGCUGCAGCAGCCGCCGGCCCAGCUGUCCCAGCAGCAGAAAGAGUAUCUGCAGCAACAGCAGCAGAUGCAGCAACAAGCUCUUCAACAACAGAUCCAACAGCAAGCCAUGCAACAGCAGAUGCAGCAGCAGAUGCAGCAGCAGAUGCAACAGCAGAUGCAGCAACAGAUGCAACAGCAGAUCCAGCAGCAUCAGGAGCAGAUGCAGCAGCAGGCGCUCCAGGAUGGCUGGGGCAAAGAGAAGGAUCAGAGGAAGGAAACGGAGCACGACAUCGAUCAACUGGCCGGUUUCGAGGAGGAGACGUCGGGCAAGAGCACCGGUUCCGGCUCGGGCGGAUCCUCCAUAUUCCAAACCGUCGGCGACAUAAAGAAAUCAACGGGCAGCUCCGACGAGGCGCCCAACGAGAAGGCGCCCAAGCUUCCUCCGGUCACUAUAAUGGCCGGCGCGAGUAUGGAGUUCGCCGUGUCCAGAGCGUUGGGCAAAUACCGGCAGAGACAGUCGUCCACGGUCUCCGACGAGCAACCGCCCAGCGAGGACUCCGGCAACGACAAGAAAUCGGAGGAAGGAACCGUCCAGACGCUCGAGACGAGCUUCGAGUAUCCCGAAGACGUCUCGGAGAAGAGCGAGAAGAGCGAGAAGUCGAGCAGCACCAGGCUGCCGGAGUUGGUCACCAGCAUAUCCGAGGAGGCGCCGCCGUCGGAAGGCAGCCCCUCGGCGUCCAGCACGAGGGGCAUAUCGACGGGAAGCCGAUUCCUACCGCGGCACCAGCAAUCCCUCGAAAUACCAUGGACGGGGUCGCGACCCGGCGAGCUGGACGAGGACAACCGAAGCACGCAUUCCUACCGAAGCACGUCGAGGGUCUCCUCGAGGCGGCAGAGCACGGAGGAUUCGAUCGAUUCCGAGGACGAAUGGUAUCGGUACGAGCUGAGGAAACUGGAAGAGCUGGAAAGACAGUCCCAGAUCGAAGUUGAAAUGGGAGUGGUGCUGGUCGAGGAGCCCGAAGAGACCGACCAUUACCGGCCGGACGACACGGUGAAGGAGAAGAUGUCGUUCGUGCUGAAGGAGCUGAAGAUGAAGGCCACCGCGAAACCUAAAGAGCCGAAGGAGGAGAAGGAAGAGCCGAAGGCCGCCAAGGUGAACGGAACCGUCGCGAAGGAGCAUCGGAUCGACGAGAGAGACAGGUAUCGCGACGAGAAACCGAUCCCGAAACGAAAAUCCGCCGAGAGCAUCGAACAGGUGUUCGCGAGGGUGACCGAUUACCACACGUGGGCCCAAGAGGAGGAGAUCAGAAAGGAAAAGCCGCCCUCGUCCAUGGAGGAGGGCUCCUCGGGGGAGACCUCGGGCCCCGAUAGUCCCGUGCAAUCGAUGGACGAAGAGGAGGAGGAAGAAGUAUCGAAGGACCUCGAGGAACAACAGUCGAGACGGAGCUCGAGCGGCUCGACCUUACGACACGGUGAAAAAGUUCUUCCCGGUUCAGAAUCCCUUUCUCGCGAAGGUAGCGUUAGUGUACCACCUAGCGAGGUGUCCGUCAGCAUCCCGGGCGCCUGGGAUUCGGAAAGCACUGUCCUUGAAGGCCUCGAGCGCGACGGAGCCGGUAGCGCCGAGACGGCAACUACCGCGACCUUGAGCCUGCCGAAAAUCAAAAUCGACUCCUCGUCCUGCGGUAGCUCGGACACGACGCUUAAGGAGGGCCAGGUCAGCCCUGGCCCCCCUGGAUCCAAGUGGAAGCUACUGAAGGCGUUGAAGGAACGCCAGGCCGAGGAGAAGCUCAAGGGGGUCGAGGAGGCCUCUAAGGAGACUGCUAUCGCUCAGGGACCCACGGCAGUGAGUAUCAUGAUUAAGUGAGGACACGAAAACCUUUGUAAGGCGUACUCGAGAUUCGGGGGUUGGGUGAAAUCAUAGGCAUAAUCGCUCUCGACGAGGCUGCUCUCGUCGAGCCGUCUCAUUUAUUUGCGCGCGCUUUCGACCGACUUCUACGCUGAUUUCGUGUCCUGUUUCUUCUGUACAGGCUGUUUUGUAAGCCGCGGGGCAAACCUACGGGAUCGCCUGUCGAGGUCCGAAGUUGCUUCGCUUUUUUUCGCUCGGGCUCGCGAACUUCGCUCGUCGUCGAGAAGAGAACUUCUUCUUCUUCUUCUUCCAGGUAGCUUCUUCCAUGGUUGGACAAUUCGAAUACGUUCUCCGACAAGAUACGCGGGAUCUUGAGAAGCUUUUGCACACCUUUCAAACGCUUUCGACCGAAGCACUUGGUUCCGAGAGACCUCGACGGACGCGGUCCCGACGUCGCGUCCUCGAUAUCAAUAUAUCCCGAGCGUACGCCGGGAGGACGAGCGAUGCGAAGUUCGCGCGAACAUCGAAGUGCCGCGACGAUGCCUGUGGAAAAUGCACGGUUGAAAUCCUUGGAAACCGAGAAGUGAUCGUCGACGGGGCUGCUCUCGCAUCGCUCGUCUUUCGGCUCCGCGGACGGCUCCGUUAGCCGACGGCGCGAACGAUUUAUUUGGAGCGUAGCGACUUGAUUUCCCGUCGAGCUUUCGAUUGGUUGUCGCCGGCGAGUAACGAGUACACUCUACGCUAA